Molecule: messenger RNA, 1047 nt
Organism: Colletotrichum acutatum
Lineage: Eukaryota; Fungi; Ascomycota; Sordariomycetes; Glomerellales; Glomerellaceae
Exons: 2
Coding region: 160-1047 (295 amino acids)
Source: RefSeq, a predicted model, not a curated record
CAAUUCUUUCUGCGCUCUCCCACACCACCACAUGCCACCGUGGGUAUCCGCCGCCAGACAAACAACGUGGAUGGAGAAGCCGUCAACGAAGGAAGAAGGGGAAGCUCAGAAGCAUUCUCUCCAGACCAAUUGCAAAGACUUCUUCCAGUCUCCUUUCGGAUGGGUUCAGACAAUGCUGACCUCACCCUUGCGACACCACAUAGCAGCGCCUUUCUGGAGAAAGAGCUGGGGCUUGGACGUUUAGUCCAACUGAAUCCACGGCUAUGGUUUGCGGGACGGCCAACGCCGACACGCCCCCUCCACUAUCAACGGAUGCUCGGCAGGGAGGUCGUCGUAGCCGAACAGAUGGAUCUCCAUCUCGUCUGGACGGUAGGGCUCUUCCACAUCAAACCCAUUCCACGAUUUCUGCUGGCACCCAAUUUCUGGACACAUUGUCUCUCUUGUCAAGGCCACCGGUGCUCACGAACCACUUUGACACCCUGCGAUCGUCGGAGACUUUGGAGGUGUGCCUUGGGGUUCCUAUUCUCCUACGCUGCGCUGAUCUGCCACGAGAGCGACUUUCAAUUUGCGAAGGACAACCGCCUUAUUCCCAAGGAAGUCGAAUGGGAUGACUGGAGGGAGUUCGCCGCAGAGCUGAGCACGGAGCACAUCUACGCUCAUAUCGAUGAGUGCUUCUAUUACGGAGAGCUGCGCCUCAGCCGGUUGAACAAGCCGCAAUAUCUUACCUCUUUUCGUUCUUAUAUGCCUCCAUGGAAUUGCUAUGGAGAUUUCUUUCACGACCAGUUCGCGUGGCUCACCUCGACAACAGUGUAUAUCGCCAUGGUUCUCACAGCGAUGCAAGUUGGCCUAGCUACUACACAUCUUGCUGAUAACACAGCCUUUCAGUCGGCUUCUUAUAGUUUCACCAUCUUCUCAAUUUUGGCGCCUCUUGCGUCUAUGUUUCUCGUUCUGGCAACCUUUUUGUAUAUGUACGUGUCAAAUUGGCUAGCGACUUUGGCAUUUCGAGAGCGUAGACUUGCAGACAUUCAACGACCGACCCAAGUCUGA